AUGGAAAGGAGUGAUAAAGAGUGCUGCUCGAAGGAGAGAAAACGAUCGACUGAAGCAUUGCCCCCCCCCCCCCCUCCCCUCUUGCUUCAGCCAUCUGAUGUCAUGCCUGCGUUUCCAAGGGCAACCGGGCCAGUGACGAGCACUAGCUGGUGAGAGGAGAUCAGAGUGCACAUGAACAAGAUGGACAGAGAGAGAACAAAAGGUUCUGCGCUUCUACAUUGUGAUGCCUCACUCGAAGAGUAAAGCGCUCUCUUUGCGAGACAGCAGUGCUUCGGUUUCAUGCAGAUUACCAGGAGGAGGAGGACACGACAUGACUGCCUGCUAUCAGCAGCAUCAGCAUCAUCGCAGGGAGGCAGCCCGGGCCAAUCCCCUCGCUCACACACUCAUGAGUCAGGCAGCCAAUGAGCUGGCGGCAUGCUGCUCCCCACCACGGCGGCAAAGGAUGCGGAGGGAGCAGAAGGCAGGCUCCGAUCUCUUAUUAAUGAAUGGAGUGUAUUCCACACUGCACACUCCGCUGCCUCUUGCUCACACGGCUUUAGUCGCUCUCCGCAAUGAUUCAGGACAGCUGAAAACCAUCCACAAGAGCAGCAGCAGCAGCAGCGGCGGUAAGGACGGCAGGAGGCAAGCUCAGGCUCGGCUAACAACAAAGCAAUGAGUGAGGAAGAGGACGACACCAGGAUGGACGUUGUCAGGGAACCAACGAGACACGCCGACACUGAUUCCGACGAAGAAACGAUGGAGGACGAGGACGCCCCCGCGUGCAUCGUGGACCCCCACCCACACAUCACCCCGCCGGAGGCCCCUUGUGCCUCCUCGACGUCCUCCGCCUCCACCUCGCGCCGGGUGGAGGACGCUCUCCUCACCCUGCCGCCGUCCGUCUCCGCCACCGCCCUGCUGGGCAUGGUGUCCCCGGCCACCCGGCGCUCCAUCUCCAUGGGGGACUUCCGGCGGGUGUCGGCGGCGCUGCUGUCCCGGUCGGAGCCCCCCUCCGCCUCGGCCACGGCGCCCUCCUCCAAGCUGGUCACCCCCAGCUCCAGCAUGGAGUUCCAGGCGGCGCGGCGGCGGCUGCUGGAGGUGGAGGAGCGCCAGCGGGUCAUCCACGAGAUGGAGCGCCGGCUGGAGGAGCUGAGGCAGGUGUUUGUGCGGUCCGAGCAGGAGGUGGUGGUGCACGGGGAGGUGGUGUCCCGCAUCUCCGGCGCCGCCCAGCAGGGGGAGCUGUGUGUGACGGAGAACACCCAGCGGGUGAAGAAGGGCCUGAGGUUCAAGAAGCACCGUCCCACCAUCAUCUUCUCCUCCAUGCUGGGGCUGCGCACGUGCCUUCCGUGGCCCGUCAAACUCAAAUAAAGCGGGAGAGGCGGGAGAUGGUGUCUCUCACUGUGCCCUACAGUGCUCGCGCCCCACCUCUGAGGGGCUUUACGGAUCAAAUGAAUGCGUCCCACCAUUACUUGCUUGGCUCCCCGCUCACGGACAUGGCUGCUGCUUUUUUCUCUUCCACCCUCCCUGCUCUCCUAGGCUGGGGCUGGCCCCUGGGCGUCUCUUGUAGUGCCUCCUACAACUACUGCUGUUGCUUGCUAGUGAGCAGCUGCCUUAUCAGCACACGGGCGUCAUGGUGCAUCUCAUUGAAAAUGCACUGACCUGACGAGCCAUCUGACAAAGUCACCAAACGUCAAUGUCUUCAAUGUCCUCACUGGGUUUUUGUUUGUCUUUUUUUUUUUCUUGCAUACACUGCUAUUUAGCUCCUUGAAUGUGUGACUGCAAGUGAUUGCAACGUGU
Molecule: messenger RNA, 1773 nt
Organism: Gadus macrocephalus (Pacific cod)
Lineage: Eukaryota; Metazoa; Chordata; Actinopteri; Gadiformes; Gadidae
Exons: 1
Coding region: 652-1344 (230 amino acids)
Biological process (GO): regulation of cell population proliferation
Cellular component (GO): nucleus
Molecular function (GO): DNA binding
Source: RefSeq, a predicted model, not a curated record